This is a messenger RNA of Cannabis sativa, 709 nucleotides long. RefSeq lists its product as uncharacterized. The transcript has 2 exons. The record is from RefSeq and is a predicted model, not a curated record. The coding region runs from base 49 to 549 and encodes 166 amino acids. NCBI's taxonomy places the organism in Eukaryota, Viridiplantae, Streptophyta, Magnoliopsida, Rosales, Cannabaceae.
ACUGUGGAGAGGGGGAAGGCCGCUCUGCUAAGAGGACAAACAGCGAUUAUGGAUCAGUUGAAGACCAUAAUGACGCUCCUACAAGAUCCUGGAAGGCCGGCAGCAGAUUCACAGCCACAGCCACAGCCACACCCACACCCACAACCGGAAGAGGAGGCUCGGACACCGGAAGAUGACUUCAUUCUCCCAAAUGAUUACCAACCGGAUGAUGAUGACAUGUUCUGUACACCUGAGAAGACGAAUAUCACCAGCAUCGGGGAUACUCAGGAUUCUGAGGUGCAGGUGUUAGAGACAGCUCCAGAAGUCAUGGAGAACCGGAGGAAGAGAAGGCGGCCUAGGUGGUUCGCUGAGUACACUGAAAUGAAGAAGAAGGCUAGGGCUACUUCGACACUCGUGAAUGCGGACCCACUUAGAGUGGUUGAUCGGAAGCUGCUCAAGACUUUUCACAAUUGGGUACUCGGCCAGAUUGGGAACAAUUACCCGAGAGAGUGCUUCACCGGUCGAUACCAUUCGUCUUGGUUCCUCGAACUGCAUACUCCGAAGUUUUAGCUUGGGAACGAUCAUUUGGAUGCGGCAUUCCAUUUGAUGAGGAGGCGGCAACACUUUUAUCCCGAGUCCUACCCGAGUAGAUGUGUCAUAAUGCCGUGUAUUUUCCCAGCAAGAGUUAUUGCUCGGUAGGAAGCUGCGGGUGAUGGGCAGGCUAACUAUC